GUGCCUCUCCUGCCCCUUCACGACUCUCCAUUUCCCAGGAGGUUCACUCUGGCAGCAGCGUCCGGGUCUGGUCUGAUUACCUCAAUGUGCGCUUGCAUCCCAAGAGCAUCUAUGUCAUCCGUCAGUACAUGCACAAUUCGGAUUGUGAUUGUCUAGAAGCCUUUGGACAAGGCGAGCGUCUUCUGGAGGAUCCCGGCUGCCUUGAGGAGCUGGAAGAUCGGUUGCACUUCUAUGUUGAAGAGUGUGAUUAUCUGCAGGGAUUUCAAGUUCUCUGUGACUUACACAAUGGAUUCUCAGGAGUUGGUGCCAAGGUGACAGAACUGCUCCAUGAUGAGUAUUCGGGAAAAGGAAUCCUGACCUGGGGCUUGACUCCAGUCAUGAGUAAUGAGGGAGGAUCUCAGAAGAAUUUGUACAGACUGAUGAACAUAGCCCUGGGAAUUGUCCAUCUCUCCAGCCACAGCUCGCUCUUUUGCCCCCUGUCACUCAGCGGGAGUCUAGGAAUCAAGCCACAACCUCCUGUUACGUUUCCGUACAUAAACUACGAUGCAUCACUUAACUACCACAGUAGUGCAAUUUUGGCAGCAGUGCUUGAUACCCUGACGGCUCCUUACCGGCUCUGUUCCUCCCAGGGCUCGAUGAUGCACCUUGCUGACACACUCAACUUCUCUGGGAGAAAGGUUGUGGCUGCCUGGGCUUCCGUUCCCUUUCCUGCCCUACAUGGCUACUCGCUCCCCGAUACUUUAUGUGCCUACCAGCAGGACGUGCCCUGGAAGCUUCUGUCUUCGUGUAAAAAUAGGGAGCAAAAAGUCAGCUGCUGUUUUGCUCAGUCAGUUGUGCUACGAGGAAUUUGCAAAGAAAGUCACAUCAGCUGUCCAGGAAAGCAGCCCCCUUCUCCACUCCACACUUGUGAGAGCACUGAAGAGAUUCUGCAGUGUUAUUUACACACUGUGUUUCCUGGGGCAUUCAGCACAUCCCAUGUGCUGGAGCAGCCAUGUCAUACCCUACCUCCAUACCCCCAGUUUUUUUCUCCUCUUCUAACCAGACAAGGCUUCCUCCUGGACAAACCUCCCAGCUACUCCUCAGCAGCUGUUGAAAGCAUCCCUGUCCUGGCAGCCUUGCAGUCUUCACCAAUUCUGCACAGGCUCCUCUACAGCUUGUACAAGGAUCUACAGAAGAUGAACACGCGGCGGUGGGCCAGCUUCUUCUCCAAUGGAGUUGAACAGGAUGAUUUCCAGGAGGCCUUACAGGAGCUCAGAACUCUGUCCCAGUGCUACGAAACGGGGUUUGAAGCAGAUGAAUCUGAAGAUGAAACAGAUUCAGACUAA
Messenger RNA from Antrostomus carolinensis (chuck-will's-widow), 1325 nucleotides. It is a transcript of the gene MSTO1, whose product is annotated as misato mitochondrial distribution and morphology regulator 1. The record is from RefSeq and is a predicted model, not a curated record. Gene Ontology annotation, biological process: mitochondrion organization. NCBI's taxonomy places the organism in Eukaryota, Metazoa, Chordata, Aves, Caprimulgiformes, Caprimulgidae. Gene Ontology annotation, cellular component: mitochondrion; cytoplasm.